This is a messenger RNA of Trypanosoma cruzi, 477 nucleotides long. RefSeq lists its product as uncharacterized. The record is from RefSeq and is a predicted model, not a curated record. Lineage: Eukaryota; Euglenozoa; Kinetoplastea; Trypanosomatida; Trypanosomatidae. The coding region runs from base 1 to 477 and encodes 158 amino acids. The transcript has a single exon.
AUGUGCAGACAUGAAAUGUAUAUGUGGGGCUGCGAUGUUGUCAUGCUGUCUUUUCUUCUUUUUUCUUCUUUCUUCUUCUUAUAUAUUUAUUUAUUUUGCUUUUUUUUUUUGGCGCCUUGCACUGAAAUGCAUCCGAGAGGACCAACAGACAGACAGACAGACUUAUAUAUAUAUAUAGAGAGGAGGGAGAUGGUUGUUGUGAAGGGGGGCGGCACACCGUACACCAUUGGCAAUGGGCGGCAGAUGCCGUGGGAGGAGGUGCCGGAGAAAUUUAAGGAGAAGCUGCGGGAACAGACGGAGGUUGAGAAGUGUGUUGGGAUGCGUGCAGAGGCACAGGCGUGUAUCGAGGAACGCGGCUUUUGGGACCCGGCGUGCGUGGAUCUGACGGAGCGGUUUCACUUAUGCCAGUCAAUGGAACUCUCACGCGGGAUAAAUAAAUGGCAGGAGAAGGGCGGCGUCAACGAGAAGGAGGCAUGA